Molecule: messenger RNA, 4788 nt
Organism: Scaptodrosophila lebanonensis
Lineage: Eukaryota; Metazoa; Arthropoda; Insecta; Diptera; Drosophilidae
Product: ankyrin repeat and BTB/POZ domain-containing protein 2
Exons: 6
Coding region: 1-4788 (1595 amino acids)
Molecular function (GO): protein heterodimerization activity
Source: RefSeq, a predicted model, not a curated record
AUGUACUGCAGCAAGGAUUGCAUUUGCAGCCUUUGCCGCGAACUGCGCGCCUACAAGCUCGCCAAGCCAGCUAAGCUGCCGCCCAAACGCAGCGCCCCCGCUCCGCCCAGCUCCAGUUCCAGCUCCCUGCUGGGACGCAUGCUAAAUGAGAAUUUCAUACUGCGCAGACGUGGAGGCGGCAGCAGCAGCGGGGGCGGUGCGGGCAGCGGCAUCAGCUCGUUGAAAUCAUUUCAGCCACAGUCGCUGAGAAAUAGCGAAAUGUUCCAACAAUCGGCAGCAUCGACGCCAACUGCACAGCUUUUUCAACGCGGCAACCAAACACCCUCACCCACGCCCAUCGAAGAGCUGCCCGACCUGACGCCGGCAACGUGCAAAACGAAGGCCCAGCGAAAGGAAGUGGCAGCCAACAGCAAGCCCAAUCACAAGGUGGUGAUUUAUUUCGGUGACUCCAUGGCCCGCGCUCCACAAUCUUCGCCACCCCAGAAAGAUGCGGCCAAGCUCCACUCGCAGCUGCUGCAAGAGAUGUCCCAGAAACUACGGCGCAGUGACAACAACAAAGACAAAGAGACGAUCAAGGAGGAGGAACCAAAGCAGCAGCAGCCGCAGUCGACGAAGUCGCCGCAGAGCGAUGAAGCCAACGCCGCUGAUGAUGAACUGCCGCCCUACAUUGAGAGCGUGCAGAAUGGCGUAAUUAAUAUCAAAAUUGAAGGCAAUUACCGACGCGCUAGUGCUCUGGUGGAAACGGUGGCAAAGCCAACGCUUGCCGUCGUGGGUCGGCCACCGCUUGAGCUGAAAUCCGACGCCAACAGCAACAGCAACAGCAACGGCAACGGCAUAGAUGAUGACGAUGAAGAUGAAGACGAUGACAGCGACCCUGGCCACGAUGCAGAGACGGCCAGCCAGUGUGAUUCGUGCGAUUGGAGUUAUGUGCAGGAGUGGCGACGAGCAGCGAAACGGCCAACGGCGAAUAUGCCUCCGAAUUUUGUGGCCCAGCAACCUCCAACGCAAAUCACAGGACUGCCACCUCCGCCGCCACAGACACAGCAACUGCAACCGGUUGGAAGUCUAAACAACGGUCCACUGCCAAUGCAGUCUCAGGUUGGACUUGGACUGGCCGUGGCGACACCAGCGCCGCGUGUGUUUAAAGAAUUGGCGCAUCAGCCGAACAAGGGAGUUUUCCAUAAAAUGGGUGCGUGUGCAGUGCCGACAGUUACAAGUCCAUUGCCACAUCUUACCAAGGCGGCAAUGCCUCAACGAGCCGUUGCGGGACCAGCACGUUUGACUGUACAAAGCACGCCAGUGAAAUCACAGCCGCCCAUGCUGAGUGGUAGUCUCCAGCCCUCACCCAAUCGGCCCACUUUAGGCAUACCCACAAAGGCACCCCCUAACGGACACAGCGGCACACCAACGCAGAGCUCAAGUGGUGUAGGAAGUGGCGGAACUGGUGAUCCUUCGCCACGCACACAUCAUCAUGAGUUUCGAGCGCUGCAGCGGGUCCAGGAAUGUCACAGCUCCUCCGAUGAGAACCGCUCCUCAGGCCAUGCCAGCAUGUCUGACACCGGUGGUCAUGGCAGCUCCUCACCAGCGGGCGGUAUGACCCUGGGACCGUUGCCAGAGGACCGUUUGGCCGCUGGCGUCACGAACCGAAGCACACGUUCCCGCUCCAGUCAGCAGCAUGCACGACCACGUCAUCGUGGCAUACCCGCUAAGGCACCCUGGAGUGGUAGUGGCCUGGAGGACAUCAAACUGGCUAUACAGCAACUGACUAUGCGAUCCCAGACCAGCACCAGUACCUAUAGCAGUCUGAGUGCUGGAUCUGAAAGCUCGGAACCGGCCCGUCGACUGGGUCGCUACUCCUCGCUAGAAACAGUGAACACAAAUGUAACCAGUGCCGAUGAAUUCGUUUGGGUAGACUCCCAUAAUCGACUAGUGGAGCUGCAACAUCCACCCUGGAGCCAAAACUGCAUUAUGCGCGUCAUGCGCAACGGGCGUUGUAAGGAGCAAGCAGAACACAUGGCCGCCGACGUCACCCCACGUCUCGGCUAUCUCCUACAGCGCGCGCUGGUAAGGAUUGCUCGCGAGAUACAACGAUUCUCAGCAGGAUUGGGUCUCUGCUCGAAGCAAGAGGUGGCAGCAGCCUUCAAGGUAGUACUCUGCUCCUCACUGGCGGACUCCUGCACGAAGGCGUGCUUGCGUGCUGCCGCCAUGUUUGCUGUGCCUGGCGAGAGUGCUCUGAAACAGAGCAAGUCGGCGCGUGCCGGUCUACAAUUGUCCGUGGGUCGUUUUUAUCGUUGGAUGACGGAUGCCCGUCUGGGCAAGUUCAUACACGAGUAUGCGGCCGUCUAUUUGUGUGCUGGGAUCGAGAAUCUGCUGGAGGAAAUCAUGCUGCAGUGCAGCAGCAACUGCACGGUACAGCAGCCACUGACAGCGGCAGCUCUGGACCAGAGCAUUGCCAGUUCGGGCGAUAUGUGGGGUCUGCUACAGCCCUUCGCCCAUCUCAAUGCCGGACGCAUAGCCUCGGGUGCCUUGACCAUGCCGCGCUGGGCUAGCCAAUCCUCCCUGGCUACCUGUGUGGGCAGCAUUAGUGAGCUGAAGGAGAAAGCUUUGCGCACCCAACAUCAAAAGUUUCAGCAUGCUUGCUUAUCUGGCGCCGCAUUGACCGCUCUCUUCUACUUCAUGCGCUGCUCUCAGUUGGAGCACACGGAGUUGACAGCUCAAACGACGGGAGGCCAGGGUCAGACGGUGGCUAAUGGGGGCAGUGCAGGCGCCGCGACUCAGAACGUCCAAGAAUUGUGCUACGAGCGUGCCUACGUGGUGCUACCACCGCUUGUGGAGUGGUUGCGUGUGGCGUCUGCUCAUGCCGAGUAUCGUAGUGCAGUGAUGAUUGACAAGGAUGAUAUCAUGCAGGCGGCGCGAUUACUGUUGCCCGGCGUGGACUGCCCCAUUCGACCGGUGGCCCAUGAUGAGGAGCUGCCCACCAAAAAGACGCACUUCAACAGUGGUACCGCAGGCUCCGUGUCGGGUACCACAUCUCCGCCGGCUGUCACGAAUAUAUGUGAGGACACCUCAGAGCUGGGACGCAGAGCAACUAUCGGUGUGGCUUUUAAGUUACUCUUGACAGGACGUGCGGAGCUUCUGGCUCAGGCGGCACAGCUGUUACCUCCAACAACACGCUACGAUACACAGAAUCAUGCGGGCAUGACCGCUCUAAUGAUUGCCAGCAUAAGGAAUGACGAGGUGGCCAUUCAAGCACUUCUCGAUGCUGGGUGCGAUCCCAAUGUGGAGGUGCCACCAGCAGGAACAGCGGGCCAUCCCGCAGUACAGGCAGAUACGCAACACUGGACUGCAGUCACCUUUGCCGCCAGUCGCGCCAACUAUGUGGCCCUGCGCAUUCUUCUUGAGCGCGGCGGCAAAGCCGAGGGCGGCGCCAGAGCUAGCGAAGAAAAAUGUACGCUGACACCUUUACAGGUUGCAUGUGGUACGGGAAAUUUGGAAAUUGUAGCGCUACUGUUGGCCCACGGCGCCAAUGCUUUCCUAUCCACACAACAGAAGGACUCCAUGUGCGUGGGAUCCGCGCAGAAGGGCUGCUUCUGUGCCAUAUCUGUGGCCGCUGCCCAUGGCCAUCGUUCGUGCCUCCGCAAGCUGCUCACGCACCCGAUAGCACCCAGCACUCGGGAUCGUGAUGUUUUGUCGCUAGAGGAGAUGUUGGCGGAGGGCGAUGUAACAGUCAGAGGACCAGGUGUGCCACCUGGCGCUUCGGACCGAACAGCUGCACCGACAGAUCUGCUGCCCUUGCUAAACAAGACACAGAUCAAGCGACUACAAGAAGCCAUGUACCAUAGUGCCGAAAACAAUCAUCUGGAUAUUACAAUAGAGCUGCGAAAAUUGGGUGUUCCGUGGACACUUCACUGUUGGAUGCAUGCGCUAUCCGCCGCCCAUGAACUACGCCUGGAUGUCGUCAUAGAUCAGUUGUUGCAAGACUUUCUGCAGGUCUGCCCGGAUGACUAUAGCGCUCAGUUUGUAAGCGAGUGCCUGCCGCUGCUAUUUAACAUUUUCCGAUACAACAAGAACGAAGGCACCACCCUGCUCUUGGCGGAUAUAUUUGCCACCUGCUUCGGUUGGGAGACACUAAUGCCGCUGAAGGAGCCUGUGCUCCAACCCGUGCACAGUUCGCGCAUCGAUCCGAAAUUUGUCAACAAUCCAGAGCUGAGUGAUGUCACCUUCAGAGUCGAAGGCAAGGUGUUUUAUGGCCACAAAAUUGUUUUGGUAACCGCCUCGCCACGCUUCCAGAGCAUGCUUAGUUCAAAAUUGAGCGACGCGAACACGCCCACUGUGCAGAUCAAUGACAUACGCUACCACAUCUUCCAGCUGGUCAUGCAAUUUCUCUAUAGCGGUGGCUGCAGCUCCCUGGAUGUGUGUAACAGCAAUGUAUUGGAACUGAUGGCUGCCGCCAGUUUCUUCCAGCUAGACGGGCUGCUCCGCUACACUGAGGCGCGUUGCUCUGAAAUGGUUGACAUCGACAAUGUUGUCGCCAUGUACAUUCAUGCUAAGGUUUACAACGCAAACAAUCUGCUCGAGUACUGCCAGGGCUUUCUGCUGCAGAACAUGGUCGCUCUGCUGACUUACGAUGAUUCUGUAAAGCGUUUACUGUUCGCCAAGAAGAUACCAAACCAUGAUGUGCUCGCUGGCUUGCUUCUGACAUUGCAACAACGUCUGAAGACCCGCAAGCCCAAUGGCCUGGUGGCCGCUUUUCGCACGCCACUGCCAACCACGCCCUCAAAGAAAUAG